CUGACGAUGGGAACGAUGACUACUCUCCUCCUACUGGGCUGCCUAUCCAUGGCCUUACCAUACACUGGGUGUGGUGAGCCGGUAUCUCCGUUUAAUGUCCUGAAAGAUAGAGUGGACUGUAUGGAAAAGCAGCUGGGCAAGAUUGUAACCCCGGAAGAGGCCCUCAGUGCAACAAAUGCAAAACUGAAGUUGCAGGUAGCAAGAGUAGACUCACUGAGGCAAGAGAAUGAAGGUACAUCUAAUAAGGUAGCAGCUCUGGAGGCCGAGCUCAAUGCUACAGAGGAAGACCUGGAGGCGCAGAAAGUUGAAGUGGGUAGACUGAGAGGCUCGGAAGGAAACCUGAACUCUCUAGAGCAGCAGCAGCUGGAUGGACAAAGAGGGUUGGUGGCCAGGCUCAAUGCCACGAAGUCAGAGCUGGAAGCUGAAGUGCAGGAGCUGAAGAGAGACAACAGAGCAAACGUGGCGUUGAAAGGAGUGGCCGCUCAGUCAUCUCUAUAUGGAAUCGGUGAAGCUUCAAAUGCCAUUGAUGGGAAUAGAGAACCUGAAUAUAACAAACGAUCCUGCAGCCACACUCAGGAUGACACCAACCCCUGGUGGAGAGUGGACCUGCUGGAUCUGUACAGAGUGACAGCUGUCACCAUCACCAACAGAGGAGAUGUUGUUCCUGAGAGACUUGAUGGUGCUGAGAUCCGCAUCGGUAACUCACUGGAGAACAAUGGCAUCAACAACCCCAGGUGAUACGU
Messenger RNA from Salvelinus sp. IW2-2015, 743 nucleotides. The record is from RefSeq and is a predicted model, not a curated record. Lineage: Eukaryota; Metazoa; Chordata; Actinopteri; Salmoniformes; Salmonidae.